UCCCACUCUUCCCCGUCACUUCUCCUAGGCGAUAUCUCAUGUGACCAGUUUUAUAUCUUCCCCCCCCCCCUCCCCCCCUCUCUCGUUUUUUGGCCUAGGAAAUUAGGUUUUCCGUAGAUCCAAUCACCAGAAAGCUCGUGGAUUUCUUCUCUCUCCGCUGCGCCUCCACAAGGGGGGAAGGCCAUGUAAGUCUUCUGACUGUGCUGAAAGAAUUGCCGUUCCAAUUUGAAUAAGCUUAUUUGGUCUAUUGGUUUCCAGAACAUGGGUAAAUGCAAGGGUUGUGGGAAGUUAGGAAGAAUGGUACCUAGGGAUGGGCUUGUGAGCUCUUAUCGUUUCUCUCUUAUGCAAUCCCCUGUUGUUUCUGUUUGGGAGUGUGUUGUUCGUAAAAUGAGGUAUUCCUUCAGACCUGAGUGGGUGUAGGUGUAAGUCUUGAGCUCGAUUGUUUUCAAAUUUGAUAAGUAAUUAGGAUAAAUUAGUGGUAUAGAAGUCAGGAAAAGCAGGGAAAAAAUAUAAAAUUGAAUAAAUGGUUAUGAUGUAUACAUCCUAAGAAAAUUUCAGAAGAAGUUGUUCAAACAAGAGUAGGUGACGUGACUGAGUAGGUAGAGAGGUGGUUAGUUUUUUGAAAAUGGAAUGUAACAAAGUGGCACCUGGUGUUAGAAAAGCAAAGAAGAAGCAGGUUAAGGAUGAGUUGGAUCGUCUGAAGCAGGCUGAGAAGAAGAAGAGGCGAUUGGAGAAAGCCCUGGCCACUUCAGCUGCCAUUCGUUCUGAGCUAGAAAAGAAGAAACAGAAAAAGAAGGAAGAACAGCAGAGACUUGAUGAGGAGGGUGCUGCAAUUGCUGAGGCAGUUGCUCUGCAUGUCCUAGUUGGUGAGGACUCUGAUGACUCAUGCAAAAUUAUGCUGAAUAAGGAUGAGGGGUUCAGCCCUUGGGAUUACGCCCGAAAUGUUGACUUCUUCAUGGGUGCAAGGAACGCAGUCCUUCAUCAACAUGAUCUCUCAGAACAUUCAUUUGAAGGAACUCGGUGGGUUCCUAAUAUAUAUGGACCUGGAUACGAGUGGGGAACCAGUGACAGGUCAGUCUCAUCUGGGGCUUAUGGAGAGGACCUUUACAUGCCGUAUUCUUAUGAUGCAGAUUGGGGGACUGCAGAAAUCUCUGCAGGCCUUCUUGCAGCACAGGCUGUUGCAUCCCUCCAAAUUGCAGAAGACGCCCAAGUUGACGCAUAUGUUUUCAACAGAAUGUUACAAGGUUGAUCGAACAGAGGCAGUUACUGAUCCAUCCAGCCCAUGGUAUCUACAUCUUGGUCAUGGUUCCGAAAUAAUUUUCUGUAUAUAUUCUGAAUGCGUGUGUAUCUCGUUCACUAGAUAUUGUGCGUUGGCUGUUUUUGUUUUUGUUGACGUGUUGAGCUUGUAUUUUUUCUGGUUGCUUCAAAGAGCUUUAUAUCUAUCUCCCUAUGAGAGUUUGUCACAAUUUACAGACUUUAAUGAGGAAUAUCUCAUCUUUGUUUUCGCCUCA
Molecule: messenger RNA, 1511 nt
Organism: Diospyros lotus (date-plum)
Lineage: Eukaryota; Viridiplantae; Streptophyta; Magnoliopsida; Ericales; Ebenaceae
Exons: 2
Coding region: 626-1249 (207 amino acids)
Source: RefSeq, a predicted model, not a curated record